Molecule: messenger RNA, 1598 nt
Organism: Arachis duranensis
Lineage: Eukaryota; Viridiplantae; Streptophyta; Magnoliopsida; Fabales; Fabaceae
Product: ultraviolet-B receptor UVR8
Exons: 9
Coding region: 119-1438 (439 amino acids)
Source: RefSeq, a predicted model, not a curated record
GUUGUCUGUAUUUUGUUUUUGGAUUCACCCCCCAAAAAAGUGACAGCACAGCAGACGAGUUUUUUUGCUUUGUCCUCAACAAUCCGUUAAGAGUAUUAUAGAAAAGAAGAAGAAGGAGAUGAUGAAUGAAGCCACUGAUCCACCUCGUCGUGUUCUUCUCAUAUCUGCCGGUGCCAGCCACUCUGUUGCACUUCUUAGUGGAAAUGUUGUAUGCUCAUGGGGGCGGGGAGAGGAUGGACAGUUAGGUCAUGGUGACACAGAUGAUCGUCUCUUACCGACAAAAGUGAGUGCCUUGGAGGGUCAAGACAUAGUAUCCAUUACCUGUGGAGCUGAUCACACUGUAGCACAUUCUGUUUCAGGAAAGGGUGUAUAUAGCUGGGGAUGGGGUGACUUUGGAAGGUUGGGUCAUGGCGAUCACAGCGACUUGCUGAUUCCUCAUCCAAUUACAGCAUUACAUGGUCUCAAGGUAAAGCAAAUUGCCUGUGGGGACAGUCAUUGUUUAGCACUCACCACCAAAGGUGAGGUCCUCAGUUGGGGACGUAAUCAAAAUGGUCAACUUGGACUUGGGACAGCAAAUGACUCUCUUGUGCCACAAAAAGUCCAAGAAUUUCAGGGAGUAGCUAUCAAAAUGGUUGCUGCUGGAGCUGAACACAGUGCAGCAAUUACUGAAGAUGGGGUUUUGUAUGGAUGGGGUUGGGGCAGAUAUGGAAACUUAGGACUGGGAGACCGCAAUGACCGCUCAAUACCUGAGAGAGUCACUGUUGAUGGUGAGAAGAUGAUAAUGGUUGCUUGUGGUUGGAGGCACACAAUAUGUGUGUCAUGUAGUGGUGCAGUGUACACUACUGGAUGGAGCAAAUAUGGGCAGCUAGGACAUGGAGAUUUUGAGGACUGUCUUGUGCCUUGCAGGAUUCAAGCCUUGAACAAAAUGUUCAUUUCUCAAGUAUCUGGUGGUUGGAGGCAUACUAUGGCACUCACCUCUAAUGGGUUGCUUUUUGGUUGGGGUUGGAACAAGUUUGGACAGGUUGGAGUUGGUCACAACUUUGAUUGUUGCUGUCCAAUGCAAGUGAAGUUUCCCCAGGAGCAGAAAGUAAGUGAGGUUGCAUGUGGUUGGAGGCACACAAUCGCUGUUACUCAAUCUGGAAAUUUAUAUUCUUGGGGAAGAGGUGCAAAUGGACAGCUUGGCCAUGGGGAAACCAUUGACCGGAAUUGCCCCAUGAUAAUUGAGGCCUUGAGCUUUGACGGAUCUUUUGGACAAAACAUGGAAUCCUCCUCAAACGAGUAUCCAUCAUCAGGGAAAGGACCCUUUCCGCUAUCAGAGAAAUAUGCAGUUGUUCCAGAUGAAAAUGGGAGGAAAAAGGCUAUUAAUUCAGGCAUGGAAGAGAGGGUUGAAGUUGAAGUUGAAGCUAACGUCCCUCAAUAUACUCAUCUCAGUACCUAAAUGAAUAUGGAUGGAUCGAGUAACAUUGAAAAUGUGUGUGAAUUUUAAUUGUUCACUUAUGCUGUCUAAGUUUCUCUACCUCCUUAGUCACUAUAUAUAUUUGAUAAUGUGAAGAACUCCUAACAACAGGGCAUGCAUGCGCCAGGCUCCUUUUAUUGUU